Messenger RNA from Phodopus roborovskii (desert hamster), 2445 nucleotides. RefSeq names its product methylmalonyl-CoA mutase (gene Mmut). The record is from RefSeq and is a predicted model, not a curated record. Gene Ontology annotation, cellular component: mitochondrion. Gene Ontology annotation, molecular function: methylmalonyl-CoA mutase activity; metal ion binding; cobalamin binding. NCBI's taxonomy places the organism in Eukaryota, Metazoa, Chordata, Mammalia, Rodentia, Cricetidae. The coding region runs from base 35 to 2281 and encodes 748 amino acids. The transcript has 12 exons.
UCUCAUUUGCUUUUGGGAGUAUCCAUCCUUCACCAUGUUGAGAGCUAAGAAUCAGCUUUUUUUGUUGUCACCCCAUUACCUGAAGCAGCUGAAAGAUACAUCAGCCUCCAGAUGGAAACGGCUCCUACAUCAGCAGCAACCCCUUCACCCAGAAUGGGCUGCACUGGCCAAAAAGCAGCUGAAAGGCAAAAACCCAGAGGACCUAAUAUGGCACACCCUAGAAGGGAUUGCUAUAAAGCCCUUAUAUUCCAGGGCAGACACUAUGGACUUAUCUGAAGAACUUCCAGGAGUGAAACCCUUCACACGUGGACCGUAUCCCACCAUGUAUACCUAUAGGCCCUGGACCAUCCGUCAGUAUGCAGGCUUUAGUACUGUAGAAGAAAGCAAUAAAUUCUAUAAGGACAACAUUAAGGCUGGUCAGCAGGGAUUGUCCGUUGCCUUUGACCUGGCAACACAUCGUGGUUACGACUCAGAUAACCCCCGAGUUCGUGGAGAUGUUGGAAUGGCUGGAGUUGCUAUUGACACUGUAGAAGACACCAAAAUCCUAUUUGAUGGCAUUCCUUUAGAAAAAAUGUCCGUUUCCAUGACCAUGAACGGAGCAGUUAUCCCAAUCCUGGCAACGUUUAUAGUAACUGGGGAAGAGCAAGGCGUACCGCAAGAGAAGCUCACAGGCACAAUUCAGAACGAUAUCCUAAAAGAAUUCAUGGUCAGAAAUACUUACAUUUUCCCACCAGAACCAUCCAUGAAAAUUAUCGCUGACAUUUUCCAGUAUACAGCACAGCACAUGCCAAAAUUUAAUUCCAUUUCGAUUAGUGGGUACCAUAUGCAGGAAGCAGGAGCUGAUGCCAUUCUAGAACUGGCCUAUACCAUUGCAGAUGGGUUGGAGUACUGCAGAACUGGACUGCAGGCCGGACUCACAAUUGAUGAAUUUGCACCAAGGUUGUCUUUCUUUUGGGGAAUUGGGAUGAACUUCUACAUGGAGAUAGCGAAGAUGCGAGCUGGGAGAAGACUUUGGGCUAACUUAAUAGAAAAAAUGUUCCAGCCUAAAAAUUCCAAAUCUCUUCUUCUGCGAGCACAUUGCCAGACAUCAGGGUGGUCGCUUACCGAGCAGGACCCCUAUAAUAACAUUGUCCGCACUACGAUCGAAGCCAUGGCAGCUGUGUUUGGAGGGACACAGUCAUUGCAUACAAAUUCUUUUGAUGAAGCUCUGGGUUUGCCUACGGUGAAAAGUGCUCGAAUUGCCCGAAACACACAAAUCAUCAUUCAGGAAGAAUCUGGGAUCCCCAAAGUGGCUGAUCCUUGGGGAGGAUCAUACAUGAUGGAAUCCCUCACAAAUGAUGUUUAUGAAGCCGCUCUCAAGCUCAUAAAUGAAGUUGAAGAAAUGGGUGGAAUGGCCAAAGCUGUAGCUGAAGGGAUACCUAAGCUUCGCAUUGAAGAAUGUGCUGCCCGAAGACAAGCUAGAAUAGAUUCUGGUUCUGAAGUCAUUGUUGGAGUAAAUAAGUAUCAGUUGGAGAAAGAGGACUCUGUGGAAGUCCUGGCCAUUGACAAUACUUCAGUGCGUAAGAAGCAGAUUGAAAAGCUUACAAAGAUCAAGUCCAGCAGGGACCAGGCUUUGGCUGAGCGGUGUCUCGAGGCGCUUACCCAGUGUGCCGCCACCGGGGACGGCAAUAUCUUGGCUCUUGCUGUGGAUGCAGCCCGUGCAAGAUGUACAGUUGGAGAAAUCACAGAUGCUUUGAAAAAGAUUUUUGGUGAGCAUAAAGCUAAUGAUCGUAUGGUGAGUGGAGCAUAUCGGCAGGAGUUUGGAGAAAGUAAAGAGAUAACAUAUACUAUCAAUAGAGUUAGCAAAUUCAUGGAACGGGAAGGUCGCAGACCCCGUCUUCUUGUGGCAAAAAUGGGACAAGAUGGUCAUGACAGAGGAGCCAAGGUCAUUGCUACAGGAUUUGCUGAUCUUGGUUUUGAUGUGGACAUAGGCCCUCUCUUUCAGACUCCCCAUGAAGUGGCUCAGCAGGCUGUGGACGCCGAUGUGCAUGCUGUGGGCGUCAGCACGCUCGCUGCUGGUCACAAAACCCUCAUUCCUGAGCUCAUCAAAGAACUUUCUGCCCUGGGACGGCCGGAUAUCCUUGUCAUGUGUGGAGGCGUGAUUCCACCACAGGACUAUGAAUUUCUGUACAAAGCUGGUGUUUCCAAUAUAUUUGGUCCUGGCACCCGGGUCCCGAAAGCCGCUGUUCAAGUGCUUGAUGAUAUUGAGAAGUGUUUGGCAGAGAAGCAGCAAUCUAUGUAACAUCUGGAUCUUUAGUGAUGACCAAAGAAGAGCAAAGCUAUGUCUUCAGGUAAUUCCAACACCUGUAAUGUGCCUGCCUUGGAAUGCUGGCAGCAAAAGACCCUGAUCCAUGGUAAUACACACAUUUAAAGUCUGAGUUUAAAAAUAAAAAUCUCUAAAAAUUA